Messenger RNA from Anguilla anguilla (European eel), 5578 nucleotides. It is a transcript of the gene abcc2, whose product is annotated as ATP-binding cassette, sub-family C (CFTR/MRP), member 2. The record is from RefSeq and is a predicted model, not a curated record. The coding region runs from base 399 to 5087 and encodes 1562 amino acids. Gene Ontology annotation, biological process: transmembrane transport. Gene Ontology annotation, molecular function: ABC-type transporter activity; ATP hydrolysis activity; ATP binding. Lineage: Eukaryota; Metazoa; Chordata; Actinopteri; Anguilliformes; Anguillidae. The transcript is spliced from 32 exons. Gene Ontology annotation, cellular component: apical plasma membrane.
GAUGAAAAAGAGGAGGAACGGGGAUUCUGGGAAAGAAGCGCGUGCCCAUGUUCAUGACUGGAGUAGACACCGUGCAUUUCUGCCAGAAAAUGUUUCUCGAACCUCUGUAUACUUUCCUAAAUUAAAAACUUCCUGAGGGCCUCCUUGAAUAUAGGCCAGCUACAAGUGCUUCACAAAAGUAGAGUUAAGAAUUAACCUCUCCCAUUCAGACUAGUACUACUACUACAGAUGCCCGUGUGGAUGCCUGAACAGAGACAGUCAUUUGCUUUUGAUUUGAGCACUUGCCAUUCUUGCUGAAUCAUGCUUUGCCUUUAGCCCUGAAGGCUUGUCUAUACUGCUGGCUAACUUUGAAACACAACCAUCUUGUCUCGUCCUGAAAGAACCAGGAUUGUGCAGUUAUGCCCGCUGCACUGGAUCAGUUCUGUGGCUCACCAUUUUGGAAUGCUUCUUUCCUGGACCGUCCUGACCCGGACCUACCGGUGUGUGUGGAGCGCACGGUGUUGGUUUGGGUGCCUCUGGCUUUCCUGUGGCUCACUGCCCCCUGGCACCUCGCACCCCUCUUCAAACGGAGGGUCUCGAAACUACAUGUCUCCAGGCUCUACAUGAGCAAACAGGUCCUGGCUGGCCUUCUUUUACUGACUGCCAUUGCUGGACUUGCAGUCACUGUAGGAGAGGAUCAUGGGCCAUCAAGUGACAGAAAUGCAAAUGGUGUAAAUCCAGCAGUCCUUUACACAAACCCUGUUCUGUUCACCAUUUCCUGGGUCCUGGUGAUCCUUUGUCAGGAGGGUAUGCGGAGGAAACCGGGAGCUGUAGAUUCAGGGUCGCUCUUUCUCUUCUGGCUGGUGCUGGUCGUGUGCGAGGUCUUCUCCUUCCAGACCCUUCUGCGGGAAGCGCUCAGAACGGGUGAAAUAGAAGACCUUCCACGCUUCUGCCUGUUCUACAUGUCCUUUGGUCUGCAGGUGCUGGCCCUUGCCCUGUCAGCCUUUGCCGAUAUUCCCCCAGAGGCUGUGGACACCGUUAAAAAGAACCCAGAGAUCGGAGCAUCAUUUCUCAGUAGAAUCACAUUCAACUGGUUUAACAGCAUGGUUGUGAAUGGCUACAGGAGGCCACUGGUUCAGGAGGACCUCUGGGACCUGAAGGAGGAGGACAGCUCUGAUAGCAUCUGCCAGGCGUUUGAGAAGCACAUGAAGCGGGAGCUGGCGAAGGCUCGGUCGCGCAUGAAGAGCAGGAUGAGGAAGGCCGGCCAGAGAGCUGAGGCCCAUGGGAACGGGCUGGCCAAGGGGGUCAGCCGGGACGUGCUGGUCAUGGAGGAAACCGGUGAAGAAGGGAAGAAGAAGAAGAAAAAAAAGAAGAAGGAUGGAGAAAAAGAGGCCGAGUACCCCAAGUCCUGGUUGGUGACCACUAUCGCGAAAACCUACAAAUGGAUUCUGAUAGAGUCGGCCAUGUUUAAACUCCUGCAAGACCUGCUGGCUUUCACCAGCCCCCAGUUUCUGAAGUUGCUGGUCUCCUACACUCAGGACACUACCAUCUUCGCCUGGAAGGGAUACAUGUACGCCGUGCUGCUGUUGCUGCUGACCGUGCUGCAGUCGCUGUUCCUGCAGCAGUACUUCCAGCGCUGCUUCGUGCUGGGCACGCACGUGCGCACGGCCCUCAUGGCCGCCGUGUACAAGAAGGCCCUGGUGGUGUCAAACGAUGCUCGGAAGGAGUCCACCGUGGGCGAGACGGUCAACCUCAUGUCGGCCGACGCCCAGCGUUUCAACGACGUGACCAACUUCAUCCACCUGGUGUGGUCGUGCCCGCUGCAGAUAGCGCUGUCCAUCCUGUUCCUGUGGAUGGAGCUGGGCCCCGCCACCCUGGCUGGCCUCGCCGUCAUGGUGCUGAUGGCCCCCAUCAAUGGGCUGCUGGCCACCAAGUCCCGCGGCUUCCAGAUGGAGAACAUGAAGUACAAAGAUAAACGCAUGAAAAUUAUGAACGAGAUACUGAAUGGAAUCAAGACUCUGAAGUUGUAUGCCUGGGAGCCCCCAUAUGAAGCACAGGUGCAGGGGAUCAGAGAAGACGAGCUGGGGGUGAUGAAGAAGUUUGCGUACCUCUCCUCUGUGUCCACCUUCAUAUUCUCCUGCGCCCCCGCUCUGGUGUCUCUGGCCACUUUUGCUGUGUUUGUGUCGGUGAAUUCUGAGAAUGUUCUGGAUGCUGAGAAGGCCUUCACUUCCAUCUCUCUCUUCAACAUCCUGCGCUUCCCCUUGGCCAUGCUGCCCAUGCUCAUCGCUGGGAUGGUGCAGACCAGCGUGUCUAAAAAACGUCUGGAGAAAUUCCUGGGAGGAGAUGACCUGGACCCCAAAACAGUGUCCCACGACUCCAGCUUCAACACAGCUGUGAGUGUGUGCAAUGGCACUUUUGCUUGGGAAAGAGAUGCAGAUCCUGUUUUGAAAGAUGUGUCCCUGGACAUAAAGCCAGGCCGUUUGGUGGCAGUGGUGGGUGCAGUGGGAGCUGGGAAGUCCUCCUUGAUUUCAGCCAUAUUAGGAGAGUUGCACAGCCUCAAGGGAUACAUCAAUAUCAAGGGCUCUGUGGCCUACGUUCCCCAGCAGGCCUGGAUCCAGAAUGCCACACUGAGAGACAACAUCCUGUUUGGAUCAGCGCUGGAGGACAUCCGCUUCCAGAAGGUUCUAGAUGCCUGUGCCCUGGGGCCCGACCUUGAGCUACUCCCUGGAGGGGACCAAACAGAGAUUGGCGAAAAGGGGAUAAAUCUGAGUGGUGGGCAGAAGCAGAGGGUCAGCUUGGCCAGGGCGGUCUACAGCUCAGCGGACAUCUUCCUGCUGGACGACCCCUUGUCAGCUGUGGACUCCCACGUGGGGAAGCACCUGUUCACCAAAGUGGUGGGCCCCAACGGGCUGCUCAAGGACAAGACCCGUAUCCUGGUAACGCACGGAGUCAGCUUCCUGCCGCAGGUGGACGAGAUCGUAGUUCUGGUGGACGGGCAGGUGUCGGAGUCCGGGUCCUACAGCGAACUGAAGGCCAGUGGGGGCGCUUUCUCUGAAUUUCUGCGCACAUAUGCCACGGAGGAGAACAACCAGGCCCACACCCAGCCAGGUUCAGAUGUGACGUCAGCCUCAGACCUGGAGGAGGUGAAUACUGUUCCGGAUACCCAAGAACAACAGCCGGAUUGCUCUCCCGACGACGUGGUCUCCGUGACGCUGAAGAGAGAGAACAGUCUGCGGCACAGCCAGUACAAUGGCAGGUUAAGAAAACACAGCUCAGUGAAGAAGCUCAAAGACUUGCCUCCAGCAAAUAAGGGUCAGCAGUUGAUAGAGAAGGAAGCCAUGGAAACAGGACAGGUGAAGUUCUCGAUGUACCUGCAGUACCUGCGGGCCAUGGGCUGGUGGUACUGCACCAUGGUUUUCGUGGUCUACUUCCUCCAGAACAUUGCUUUCAUCGGCCAGAACCUGUGGCUGAGCGACUGGACCAGGGACUCGGUGGUCUACUAUAAUCAGACUUACUCCGCCUCUGUGAGGGACAUGAGGGUGGGCGUCUUCGGUGCCCUCGGAGUGUCGCAAGGUAUUCUGGUCUUCAUUGGAACGCUGCUCAUGGCGAACGGGGCGAUCUCGGCCUCGCGGGUCCUGCACAGCCGCCUGCUCUCCAACGUCCUCCGCGCGCCCAUGGUCUUCUUUGACACCACGCCCUUGGGCAGGGUGGUCAACCGCUUCGCCAAGGACAUGUUCACUGUAGAUGAGUCCAUCCCCAUGUCCUUCCGCUCCUGGCUGAUGUGCUUGCUGGGGGUGGUCGGCACCCUGUUCGUCAUCUGUCUGGCUACGCCCCUUUUCAUUGUGGUCCUCGUUCCCCUCGCUGUGAUUUACUACUUUGUCCAGAGGUUCUACGUGGCGACCUCGCGGCAGCUCCGCAGGCUGGACUCGGUGUCGCGCUCUCCCAUCUUCUCCCACUUCAGCGAGACCAUCUCGGGCCUGUCGGUCAUCCGAGCCUACGGGCACCAAGACCGCUUCCUCCGCCACAAUGAGACCACCAUCGACCACAAUCUCAAGAGCGUGUACCCCUGGAUCGCCUCGAACAGGUGGCUCGCCAUUCGGUUGGAGUUCCUGGGCAACCUGGUGGUCUUCUUUGCGGCUUUGUUUGCAGUCAUCUCCCGCGAAACCCUGUACAGCGGCCUGGUCGGGAUGUCCAUCUCCUACGCCCUAAAUGUGACACAGACACUCAACUGGCUCGUGAGGAUGACCUCUGAGCUGGAGACCAACAUCGUGGCAGUGGAGAGGGUGAACGAGUACACUGAGAUCGAGAACGAGGCUCCCUGGAUCACAGACGUUAAGCCCCCGAAGGGGUGGCCUGACUCUGGAGCGCUAUGCCUGAAGGACUACAAGGUGCGGUACCGGCCUGAACUGGACCUGGUGCUGCACGGGAUCAGCUGCAACAUCGAAAGCACAGAGAAGAUUGGCAUUGUUGGGAGGACAGGAGCUGGGAAGUCCAGUCUCACUAACUGCCUGUUCCGCAUCAUCGAGGCAGCUGACGGGUACAUCUUUAUCGACGGAGUGGACAUCGCCACCCUGGGGCUGCACGAUCUGAGGAGCCGACUGACUAUCAUCCCUCAGGAUCCGGUCCUAUUCUCAGGAACCCUGAGGAUGAACCUUGACCCCUUCGAGACGUUCAGCGAUGAGGAUGUUUGGAGAGUGCUCGAGCUGUCUCAUUUGAAGACAUAUGUGGGGGGGUUAAAAGAAGGACUAAACCAUGAAGUCACCGAAGGGGGCGGGAACCUCAGCGUGGGCCAGAGGCAGCUCCUGUGCCUGGCCAGGGCUCUGCUGCGUAAGUCGCGCAUCCUCAUUCUGGACGAGGCCACGGCCGCUGUGGACCUGGAGACGGAUUGUCUGAUCCAGGCCACCAUACGCCAGGAGUUCUCCAGCUGCACGGUCCUCACCAUCGCCCACCGCAUAAACACCAUACUGGACAGCUCCCGGGUGAUGGUCCUGGAUGCUGGGAAGAUUGUGGAGUUUGAUUCUCCCAGUGUCCUGAUGAAGAGACAAGGUCACUUUUACGCCAUGGCAAAGGAUGCUGGGAUUACUUCACUAGACAGCACAGCCCUAUGAACACUCAUUAGGGCAGCCCAUGGGUGUAUGGACAGAGUAAUAAUGUAGGAAAUGUAUGUUCCCCGGAACUACCUUUCCCAGGGUUCCCCUGAGUCACUGAUGAAGGUGUACCAUGACCAUUUUGCUUGAAAAUGCCUAAAAUGUGUUUCCCAAAUUUGAUUGCUGUACUGAACAGCAAAUACAUUUAUUUUUGCUUAAUUAUUGUUUAGGGUAUUUCCAGUAUAAAGGCUGUUUUUGUCAGUAAUAUGUGUUAUGCUUAUAAACAUGAUCUUUGGAUACCUUUUUAUAAUAAAUGUUUUUAUAAUAAAUGUUUACCCAAAUGAAAUUAACAUUAUCCUUUCAAUACAAAUGAAAUAUUAUUACUAUUAGUAAUAGUAUUAUUACUAUACUAUUACUAUUGUAAAAAAUAUUAUUACUUUCUGUAUUGGUUUGCUUUCUUUGUGCAAAAACGUCAAGAUGCUUAAUAAAGACAUUAUGGGUGUUUUUAUGUA